Messenger RNA from Perca fluviatilis (European perch), 6162 nucleotides. It is a transcript of the gene sstr1b, whose product is annotated as somatostatin receptor 1b. The record is from RefSeq and is a predicted model, not a curated record. The transcript has 2 exons. NCBI's taxonomy places the organism in Eukaryota, Metazoa, Chordata, Actinopteri, Perciformes, Percidae. Gene Ontology annotation, biological process: neuropeptide signaling pathway; cellular response to glucocorticoid stimulus. Gene Ontology annotation, molecular function: somatostatin receptor activity; neuropeptide binding. Gene Ontology annotation, cellular component: membrane; neuron projection. The coding region runs from base 1415 to 2521 and encodes 368 amino acids.
AGUGUGUAGAGAGGCAAAGGAGAGUGUAGCGGCAUUAAGCAGCUCAGAGAUCAGUGGAUGCUGACAGACGCACAGCUGCUGAUGGGAAAAGGGGAAACAGCAAAGACAAGAUUGUCACACUCCAGAAGAAAGAGAGAGAGAGAGGAGGAGAGCAGAUAUACUGUCCAUGUUCAUCCUCAUCAUUCCGGGGAUUAGGAUUGGAGGACAGCAGCCUUUCAGCAGCCACAGACGGACGGUACGUUACCAACGCACACCUGCACGAAUCAAAGUUAAUCAUCAGAUUCAGUGAAGGUUUUCAUAAUUCAGGUCACAGAAAAUGGGAGCACAAUGUGUCCUGAAGGGAAGCUUCAGUAGGAACCUUGUGAUUUCUCCACACUCUGCAAUGACUGUGAGACUCAACAAGACAACAUAAGUGCAGGAGCCAAGCAACACAACACAAGUGGACACUCAAUGUGAUUUUACUCUCCAGGACACCGCAUUGCAAUCAACAGAUUUGAGUGUUUUGUAUCUAUGCUUACGUUGUGUCCAAGUGGUUGUAGCUUGGUUUUGAUCAGAACUCUGCACUUACUACAACCUGGAACAGAUGGGCAAUAAGAUGUUUACUCAUGAAAGAAAAUGGAAUACUACAUGAUUGCCCACCAAGAAUCCUGUGAAUCAGGGUGUAAAGUAGAUACCUUGAGAAGUCCUGCAUACCCCGUAUUUCUUGUGUAGCUAAGAGGAAAAGAAGAAUAUAGGUUGUCUGGACUUUACAAUGAAAAUUUUCUAGGGUGACAGUGGCAAAGAAGUUCCUUUUUGAAAUAUGAACAGGAUCCUUUUUUUCUGUGAAUUGUUAUAGAAACCAAAAAGAAAAUAGAACGCACAAGUCCUGACACUUACUUUUAGUCAGCUGUUGUUCUGCUAGCUCAAGGAAUGUCUCAUUAUCUCACUAUAUUAGAUAAAUGAGUACUAAUACAGAACUCGCUAUUAGGAUUUGAACCCUUCUUGAUUUUAACAAAAUAACAAAACAAUGAUAAGUUAGUAUUUGAAAAACUACAGCCCCUAAGAAGUCUUUUCAGAGUGUCAGCACAAGUAUGACGUGUUUUAGAUAUCUACGCCAUUCAGUACACCCUGUCCACUCUCGUAGCGGCAGCCACUUGAAAAGCUUGGGCUUGUGGGCUGAGGUGUUCUUGAAAGGUUGCUAAAAUAGAAUUAUUGAAUGAAUAAUAAAGUAUUACCAUCCCUGCCUAGACAAAUGUAGUGGGCCGCACAACCUACUGUUGAUCAAGGUUAUGUUUUAGGCCUGGCUCGUUGGCAAUCUGUGGUAUUACAAAUCCAAGAAGCCCAAAAGCUUGACUUUAGCUCUCUGUAACUUCAUUAGCUAGCACCAUUAUCAUUUAAACUUAAAGUUAGCAUCAAAUACCCACCAAAACUGACCAUGGAUUUCAAUGGGAGCCGGGACUAUGGGUCCUACCCAACAGGGCUGCCCUAUAACACAAGCACGGACUACGAGUACUACUACCCAGAGCUUUACGCUAGUAGAAUCAUCCUCCCAUCUAUCUAUGCUCUUGUCUGCUGUAUAGGUCUUAUUGGCAAUGCCAUGGUCAUCUACGUCAUUCUGAAAUAUGCCAAAAUGAAAACAGCCACAAACAUUUACAUCCUCAAUUUGGCAAUUGCUGACGAGUUGUUCAUGUUAAGUGUUCCUUUUCUGGCCACAUCAGCUGCCAUCCGCCAUUGGCCCUUUGGGUCGCUGAUGUGUAGGUUGGUGCUGAGUGUGGAUGGUAUCAAUAUGUUUACAUCAAUCUUCUGCUUGACUGUGCUGAGUGUGGACCGUUACGUAGCAGUGGUCCACCCUAUCAAGGCUGCCCGGUACCGCAGGCCCACUGUAGCCAAAGUAGUCAAUGUGUGUGUAUGGGGGCUGUCACUUUUAGUUAUCCUGCCCAUCAUUAUCUUCGCAGACACUGUCCGGGCGCCAGACGGUGCUGUGGACUGUAAUUUCUUGUGGCCUGAAUCGGCGUGGUCAGAGGCAUUUGUGGUCUACACAUUUCUGUUGGGGUUUCUGCUGCCGGUUGGAGCCAUCUGCUUAUGUUACUGUUUAAUGGUGGCCAGGAUGCGAGCAGUGGGGCUAAAAGCAGGCUGGCUUCAACGACGGCGCUCAGAGAAGAAGAUCACCCGCAUGGUGCUGCUAGUUGUGGCCGUGUUCGUUCUCUGCUGGAUGCCCUUCUAUAUCAUCCAGCUGGUCAGCGUUUUCCACCGGCCCCCAGACCCCAUGGUGACUCAGCUUUUUGUCAUCCUCAGCUACGCUAACAGCGGUGCCAAUCCUAUCCUGUACGGCUUUGUGUCUGACAAUUUCCGGCGGUCAUUCCAGCGCAUUGUGUGUUUCCGGUGGCUGGAGUCUGGGCUGGAUGCGGAACAGGUAGAUUACUGUGCUGUAGCUUUGAAGAGACAAGCAACAUGUAACCCUCUGGAUUUUCCCAAGGACUGUAUGGCUUCUGAUAUGGUGUUUCGCAAUGGGACAUAUACCUCCCGUACAACCACAAUGUAGUGGUAGAGUUUUAUUGUCUUAAGGUUUAUAAUGGGGAGAUUGAUAUCCUUUUCAUUCAUACAUUAUAAAAACUUAAACUACAUAUCAUAAUUUUUUUGUAACAUCCCCUGGAGUACACAGAUGUGCCAUACAGAAAUGGACUUGACAAAGUGUAAACUCCUUAAUAAGAAUUUUGUGAUACGGAACACAAAUUUGAGAAAGCCAGAAGAACAACUAAUGGAUAAGCAGAAAAUGUAAAGUUCAGAAGCUGAUCUGACUGGCUGACAUGUUAAGAGAAAAACUGAAAAAGAUGUAUUUAACUGUAAGAAUCCCACAAAUGUUCUGUAUGUGGGCAAGGAUGUAAAGCACCGAUGAAUGUAAGCACAAAAUGGUUAUGCUUAUUGACAUGUUGAUUCUUACUUUAGGUUAUAGCCAGCCAUAAGUAUAAGAGGCUGCUUGGAUACCCCGCAAACAAAUUACAAAUGUGAAAUACCAUGGUUGUUUGUCAAAAUGUAACUGUUUAUUUACAGAUACACCCCCAAAAAAUCAUCCAAUGACACCCCCAAAAUGCCCAAAUUCUACAGUUCACAGAUGUGUUUUAACAAUUUAGAUUACCUUCAGAUUAAUUUGGCAAAAACGCUGUAAAAAAAACUUUUAUUCUCAAAUGAACACACGGUAAAGUCAGAGCAACAACAGAGUCAUGUCAUACUCACCACUCUGCUGUCAGUUAUGACGACCUGUCACAUUCACAUAGUUACACCAAUACAACCACAGUCUGAUCUGCUGGCCACUGAGCAGCUCCACUGGAGCAGCUGAGGUUAAGGGCAAGGGCACCUCAGUGGUGGUGAUGAGGGAGGCGCUGCUCUUUCACUUUCCCCACCCAGAUUUUAUCCUACUGGUCUGGGGAUUGAACUGCGCAUCUCUAACCUCUAGGCCACAGCUGCCCCAAAUAUAUUAUAUAAAUAUUAUAUUACAAAUAUAUUGUACAUAUUGUUUUUAUUCAGUUAUUUCCAAUUACUUCUAUUUUGCUGUGUUUUUUACAGUCAAUGAAACUCAACACGGCUGAUUAAAAACUGCAGAUGUUUCAAAAUAAAAGCCUGUACUAUUAAUGCCAACAUGCCAUUCUGAUCAUACACUUUGUUAACCUUUUUAUCACAGUGUCCUCCCUACAAUUUAACCUUUUUUUAAUAUAGGUUUACUUUACAAUAUUUUACACAAUCUUCUCAAGUCCUCUUGGACUGCACUAAACCAAUGUUGUUUAAAUUUCACCAUGUUUAAAUAUCUCUUUCAAACUUGUAAAUGUAAUUGAUUUUAUCUUAUCAAUCUUAUAUGUAGAUGUUCUGCGGAUUUGUUCAACACAAAGUUCAAACCAAAAUUGUUGACAAAUUGAUAUUUCUGAGAAAAGACAACACAAGUUUAAUUUCAUAGUAUACUAGUGUGCGAGUUUUACUUUUCAGUAACACAGAUUGAUUUAUUAAUGUAAAAAAAACAAAAAAACACUUUGGGUGUAGUACAGUGCGUUGCCUGUGUGGGGCUUGUGUUGGCCCUGGAUUUCCCCCAGAUAGGAGAAAGGUUAAAUUAAAUGUGUGUCACUUUCUCCAGGCUUUAAAAUGAUGUUUGAUUUUUUUUUUCUGUGUACAUUUAUGUAUUUGAUGUAUCUAUAUGUGUUAAUUGUUUGUUGGUGGACCUGUUUGAAGUUUGUCUUUGCAAACUGGGCAAGAGCUGUUCUGCUUCAGUUGAACAACAUGACAGAAAUGGCUGAAAAAAAGAUGUACUGUAUAUGUUGAGUUCAUGUUUCUAAAUUUCAAACGCUCACAAAAUGAUCUUUUCACCCGUGAUUUCACUUUGUUGUUUUAUGUUUAACAGUGGCUCUCUAAAAUGUGAAAAAUGUAUUUUAUAAUGAAAUGUUAAUUUUACUUUUAAAUCUGAUAACAAUUACUACAAAGUGUGUGGGAUCAAAAACUCACUGAAGAAUUUUUGAUCACUUGUACUCACUGUAUUACCAAUGUUUCUAUCCUCAGACCUUCAUCAGGUAUAAUUUAUAUAGACAAACAGCUCCGGUACCACAUAUACUUCAUUUUCGGUUAUGCUAGUGACAUUUCAGAGCCAUGGUCGGAGCCAUGUAUUCUAACUUGCACAAACCUCAGUCAGAUAAAUGACCAAUGAGUCACGCUAGGGAUAUUCAAUCUGUCUGCUCACACCGGCUGCAAUCAGGAGUGGAGCGCCUGUGCGCUGCAGCCAACAUUCCGGCUUCUAUAUUUCUUCAGCGAGUGAAUGUGUGAAGCUAGGUAGGUAAUCAAACAGGAACACCAGAUACUUGAUGAUGACGAUGGUCCUUUUGUUAACAAGGGGAAUGGGAUGGCAUCCCCCUUAAAACGCCUUCUGUGUUUAUUGUGACCAUGUCGACAAAGGUCACCUACACUCGUUGACUUUAUAAUAUAUAUAUAUAAUAUAAUAUAUAUAUAUAGCCCCUGAGACACUGUGGAUUGUAUGUAUAUGUAUUUUCAUUUUUUAUUUUUUUUUACCAGUAAUGUAGUAAAGAUCCAUAUUUUCUUUGAUUUUGGCACUUUCUUUCUUCCUUUCCUCUCCUUUGUUCAUCACUAGGCUCGUUUAAGAUGAGCCAGGCCUGUGCAGAAUACAUCACAGGUGAUCGCCGCCCAAUGCAUGCCGGUUAGAUUGUGUCCGACUUGCUCUGACAUCAUGCACACAUAGGCAACGAUAACCUCACGAGAUCGAGGCAGCUGCAGUUUUUAGAGCCAGGCUCUGCAGUUGCUCUCCGCCGACUGCGAGACCCAUGGCAUGAUGGGAAAUGCCUGGCUCUCAGCUGAUCUAACAGCUGAUUGGUUCAUAAGUGACUCACACGCUAUGAUGUUUCACAUACACUUUUUGUUGUUGUUUAAUUGGAGAGGUUAAGAUCGAUAUUUGUCUUAUUUGAAGGCUUAUUCUGUUAACAGAAUACAUUAACUAAAGUUAAGAUUACAGAUCGUCUACAGUCUAUUGUAUAUUAACAUCAGCGACAGAUUGCCUGCAGAUCAUUUUAACACGCUACUCUGUCAGAAUCUAAUCAAUCGGAGACUGAGCACGAACUGAUAUGGGUCUGAUAACAUUUUAAUAAAUCCUAAUCUGACCUAACAGGAUGUGAGUGUUUCUGUGACUUCUUGUACAGACUGAAGGCUGCUUCAAACGGCUAUAUGCUCUCCGACUCGGCCGCCCCUUUUUGUCAACGUCCCCAGCUGCUGCUGCCUGCUCCCAUCCUCUUUACAAGCGAGGCACAGCUCAUCUUGAACGAGCCCAUUGAUUGGUUCUUGCUUCCACCCUUUCUCACUCUUAAUUACCUCAUUAAGUUCACCUGGUGACCCCAUAUCAAAAGACUGCACUCCAUCUCAUUCAUUAGCUGUGUUGUAAACCGUUCCCUAUCAUGGAAAUAGAUGUUUUCAGUGAGUGUCUGAAAUCUCGUUUGGUCGGUCCCUACAUAAUUGACUAUUUAAUAAACACUACAUAGGGAAUAGUGAGUGGGUGAAUGAGGGAACGGUUUCCAACACAGCUACUCUCUGUUAACCUAGCAUGGGGCGGCAGUUCUGAAUCACCAGCCCAUGUGUGAUUUUGUACUCUUUCAUUUGGAACAAUUUUAAGUUUUGGAAAAUAAAUCUUUGUUGAGUGGA